AUGGGGCGUCUGAUUGCAGAGGCGGGCAGCCUUGAGGAUGAGAACGCUUGGCUGAACGCUCAGCUCAAAGAAACCCAGUCUGACAAGUGGUACCUGGAGAUUGCCAAAAGCGGCCUGGAAGAUCGAGUUGCCCACCUGGCGGCUGCUCUUGUGGAGGGCAUGUCUGAGCAGCUGGACCUGAGAUGUGCAGAGCAAAAGCAGUCUCUGAAGGCCCUGCAUGCGAGGCUGGAUGCCGCCGAGGCAGAAGUGCGUCGCAGCGCGCAGCUGCAGAGGGCGCGGCUCAUGUAUCUGAACUUGGAACUCGAGCUGUGCCGUGACCGCAGAGCGAGGCAGGCCCUUGAAAGGGUUGUUGAAGUCCUCAGCGAUCCUGACGAUGCACUCCUUGCGGCAUCCUCAUCAGGCGGGCAGGAGGCAUUGAGGGAGAGCCUGCUGCAUCGGUCCCGCUCCUCUGCAGUAGGGACAGCAGCUGGGUGCUGGCCUGUGGGGUUUGGCAGCAAGAAAGGCAUGAGCCGCAACAGCAGCAGCAGCAAAGAUCAGGCAGUGUCUGCAUCGGCCCCUGCCUCUCUCAAUCCGCCAUCCCCGUUGACUCGUCCCCCAUUGGAGGUCACAAAAAUGGAGCAGAGCAAUGAGGACUUGCAGGAUAGACUCAUCCAGAACUCAGCCUUUGCCGGCAGCAAUACACCCCCUGCACAUGCAUUGUCCCCAAGGUCUUCAGGCCAGUAUGGCAGCGAAGACAUGUCAUGGGCGGCUGAGGGUGCAUCCAGCGAAGAUGACGGUCCUCAGAUCUCACCUCACACGGCUUUGGGCAUGGCUGCAACUCCCUCAGGCCGCCUAGCAUUUGCUCAUUCUGUCAUGCCCAUGAUCAGCAACAUUGGCCGGCAGCUAGCUGCACAGUACUCGGUUGUAUUCGACAGCGGUAGGGUGAGAGCGCCACAGCUGGAGGCUGCUGAAUUGGACUGUGAAGAUCCAGAUGGCAACUUAGACUAG
This is a messenger RNA of Coccomyxa subellipsoidea C-169, 987 nucleotides long. RefSeq lists its product as hypothetical. The record is from RefSeq and is a predicted model, not a curated record. The coding region runs from base 1 to 987 and encodes 328 amino acids. The transcript is spliced from 5 exons. Lineage: Eukaryota; Viridiplantae; Chlorophyta; Trebouxiophyceae; Coccomyxaceae.